AUUCCUUUGAACUCUCAACACUCUUUUCCUUGUUGAGAAAGAGAAACCUCGUUCAAUGGCGACUGAUGAUGCAAAUUGGAAUCCCCAAACCAACUGGACGAUAUCCUCCGGUUCUCUCCAUACAUCUCUCACCUUCCAAUCAUCUCUCUCUUUCUCCGACGACGAUGAUCAAUCCACCGAAUCCCUUCCUCUUCUCCUACACUCUCCCUCACCAGAUUCCUCCCCUUGCGAAAUCACCAUUAAUUUUGCAGAGAAACACGAACUGAAACAAAUCUACGUUCGAAGCACUGCUCGAGUCUACGAGAUUUACUAUGCACCUGACUUGAAAAGCAACAACGAGUAUCUAUGCACUGUUCGAUGUGGUGUCACUACUAGAGACGGUGAAAUUCUUCGUUCUCAUGGUAUUAACCUAAUCGAUUCUUUGCGUGAUAAAGAUUUUUGUGAUGAAAGUGUUAGAAAUGAUGAUGAUUGGGUUGAAGUCAAAGCUGUUGAUACUCCUUCGCUUAACUCAAUUAGUACUGCUCAGGAUCUUUUUGAAGCUACAGCUGAGACUAAUGACGUGAGUCCUUGCAUUUCUGUUACACUUCGUCUGCUCUCGCUUCAGAGCAAAGGAUGCGUUUGUGUGGAUGAGAUUUAUGUGUUUGGUGAUCCUGUUGAUUCAGAAAGCCUAGAAAGCCAUAAUGAAAACUCAUCCGGCAGUUCUCUCAUGGCUAUGUUUCUUCCUUUAAUGCAAUUAUCCAAGACAACUGGUCUAAAUGCUGUUAGAAAAGAAAAACAAUUUGUUUCGGAAGAUGAUUUGAAGGAAACCCCUCACCCUAGUGGUUCUGUAAUAGAAAAUCAGCUGAAAGGAAAUGAUAGCAUAACUCAUCCUCAUGAAGUUGAGUUGAAAGAGGUUAAAGGAGGUUCAGUGGGUCCAUCGAAGCCAGAAACAUUCUCACAAGCUGCUAAAAUGGAGAGCGACCCUGCUGCUGUACCCUCACAAGCUGCACCAAUGAACAUUCCUUGCGCGGUUCUCUCACAAGUUUCUAUCAAUCAAGGUGAUUUUUUGGGUGGCAAUGUUGAAAGGGCCCUGGAAAAGCUUAUGUCACGAAUGGACAAGAUAGAAGAAAUCUGUUUGGGCUUUCAAGAGAAAAUGGUAAUGCCCAUGAACAGCAUUGAGGCUAGACUCGAGAGAGUUGAGCAGCAACUUGAGACGUUGUCUAAGAAAUGGCAAAACUCGGCAUCUGCUCCUGAUGCUUCUUGUAUCAAAUCGGAAACCACCUCUGGUGAGAAUUUUCUUGAUUGUACUGUUACUGAAGAAAUUGAAUCAGAUAAGAAAUCUUUACAUACAGAGGUACUCAAUGUCUCUCCUCGAGAUAUGUCUGAUUUAGAAAAGACUACUCAAUUGCUCCCAGGUCUUGUAGUUACAGCCCCUGAGUUUUCUGAGGGCGAGGAUGAAGAAGAUAACGCAUCAGAGCAAGAAAUGAAUUUGUCGGAGGGUGAGGAUGAAGAAGAUAAUGCAUCAGAACCAGAAAUGAAUCCUUCAAAUGAUAAACCAAAGCAGUCAAUUGAUGAUGCUUUAUCUUCUGCAUUGGCUAAUUUCUUGUCGUAUUCUCUGUCAUCAGAGCUUCCAAAGUAUGCUAAAAGUCUACAUGUUAAAGCCCCUGAGUUUUCAAAUGAAGAUGAUGACCACGAGAGUGAUAACGAGAUAGUGAAAAAUGACUCAGUUCAUCCCACAGACAGCAAGAAGUUUAGCCACAUCCAAGAUUCGUCUACUAAUUUGUUGGAAAAGGGAGAGAAACUAAAUGAUUACAAUGAUAUAAGCUCUGAAAAGACUACCCAGGAAGCUGAACAAUAUGAUUUUUUUUGUAGUGCACAAGGAGAUCAAGAUGACGGGUAUGUUGACAGUCCUUUAGUCGAACCUAGUCUAAGAAUGGAUUCUAAAGACAAAGUCGAAGACAACAACGAUGGGAAAAUUAGUGGUAAAGAAAGUGACUUUUUCCUGUCCAAUAUAAGUAAUAUUUCGAAUGAGGUUGUUGAUAGUCUGUCCCCCAGUGGUUAUAGAGCAAUGGAAGCCCCAAAAAACACCUUCCAUGAAAACAUCAUAGAGAAUGUUCUUGGAUUUUCACUUGCUUCCCCUGUAGUAGAUUUUGAAAUUCCACUAUUGGAUGUGAAAUUCAUUUCUCAGACAAGUCCUAUUACGGAGGGUUACCUUGAAUCCCUUCUGGUUGAGACACCAGAAACCAGCUCAAGAGAUCCAUCUGUCAAUGUAAGCAGUGAGGAUCUUUUCAUUAAGGAACAACUUAAAGACAACCAUGAUCUCUCAAUUGAGGAGCACUUUAACUUGAUUUCGGUUGACGACGGUGAACCGGUAAAUCCAGCCAGCAAUACUCAUGUUGCUCUUGUUGAAGACUUGUGUUCUUCAGUAACUGCACCUGUGAACGUUGGGGGUGAUACUCUAGCAGAAGAUCAUAAACGCAAGCGUGAAUCUUGAUCGUUUAGACGUUAUUUCACAAUAGCUUUUUUUAUAAAUACGAUCUUCUUGCUUCCGUAUCUUGAUUUUCAAUAGUUAAUAGAGAGUUCUUUGCUUAGAGAGUCAACAGAAGUAAGUCACUUUGUAGAAAUAUGUUGCAGCUGUUCUUUGUUUAUAUUGGCGCGGUUGUAUGGCUAAUGUAAAUAGUCAUAAGUCAAUCAUUCCCUAACUUUACUUGCAGGAGUAUUAUCAGGAGGUGACAUAUUUCCCUUACUUACAUUAACAUGUAAAUAAAAAUCACGAGAAACUGAGAAAGCCUUUUAUUUUGUGGGUUUGGUGUUGCUGUUACCAAAAUUCUUGACAAAAGAAGUAUUUGGUAUGAUUACAUGAUCA
Molecule: messenger RNA, 2845 nt
Organism: Cicer arietinum (chickpea)
Lineage: Eukaryota; Viridiplantae; Streptophyta; Magnoliopsida; Fabales; Fabaceae
Source: RefSeq, a predicted model, not a curated record